CACCUCGUCGCACGCUUGACGGCCGUGGAGGCGGGAGCGGAGGGAAGCGGCGGAGGCUUCAUCUUCUGAAACAAACAGGAAGCAGGACCUCGCUCCUGUCCACCUGCGACGGCGGCCCCGCCUACAUAGAGCCGAGCUGCGAGUCCGCCCACGCGCACAUUUGCCCGACGGGAGGACGUGACGGCCGCUGGAAGUUACCGCUGCGGUUCCUCCGGACGCAUUUCCCCAGCGAGCGCGCGACUCUGCGACUAAAGAUGAAAUGUCCAAGACGUUGUCCAGACAGUCCCGGCCAGGAGCAGAGGCACAGGAAGUAGGAGACUAACAGCAGGUCCUUAUGGUUGGGGUGGUGUGCUGUGCCCCUUGCCAUGCCUCCUGCUAUGACAGACCUGCUGGACGUGUGGGCGGCCCACUCGCCCCUGGCCGGACAGGCUCCGGCCCAGAUCACUGUGGACUUUCUGCUGCCCACCGGUAUCUACAUCCAGAUGGACGUUCCACGCGAGGCCACCAUUCAGCACAUCAAGCUGCUCUUAUGGAAGCAGGCCCAGACGUUCCCGCUGUUUCCGGCCCUGGGUGAGAUGGAGAGCCACAUGUUCGAGUGUGUCAACCAGGCGGCCGUGCACGAGGAGCUGGAGGACGAGACUCGCCGACUUUGCGACGUUCGCCCCUUCCUGCCGGUCCUCAAGUUGGUGACGCGCAACUGCGGCCGAGCAGAGCGUCAGCUGGACUCCAAAAUCGGCGUGCUCAUCGGCAAGGGCCUCCAUGAACUCGAAGCCAUAAAUGACCAGGAGGUCAAGGACUUUCGAAGUAAGGUGUUCCGAGUCAGUGAGGAACGGAUGCAGCGGGUCCAGAUGAUGACGUGCAUGGAGUGGCUGCAGGCCUGUUUCUCCCCAGAGCUGGUGCCUGCAGCCGGGACGGCGCCCAACGACGGGGUCGGCGACCGAACGGCUGACCUGAAAGUCAUCAUCCACUUUGAUCAGUCUCAGGAUUCAGCCAGUCUGAAGGUGCCAUCAACCUACACGCCCAUGGAGCUGAUGGAGAUAGCGUUGAGGAAGUGGCGGAGCACCCACGCCGCUGAGGAGGGGUGGAGGGGUCAGUAUGUGCUGAGGGUCAGCCAUUGUUUGGAGUUCCUCUGUGGAGAAAAACCCCUACUUCAGUAUAAGUACAUCCGGACAUGCAUGCAGGCCAAGGAGGCUCCACACCUCACCCUGGUCAGCACCAGUACCAUCAAAGAAAUGUUUGAUAACGAGAUCUCCACCAUUAGCGCUGUGAUUAGCCACAAGUCCCUCAACCCACCUUUACCACUACCUCCCAAGAGAAGAGCGCCCACGCAAGUACAGACUUGUGUGUGGGAUGUGUCUGCCCAGUUUAAGAUAGUCCUAGUGAAUGCCAGCAAGGUGAAUGCAGAGGAGACCGCCAAGGUCCAGGUGAGGGCGGGGCUCUUCCACGGCGCCGAGCUGCUGUGCAAGCCGGCGGUGAGCAGCGAGAGCAGCGGGCGCUCCGACCACACGUGGAAGGAGAACACGCUGGAGUUCGACAUCUUCGUCAGCGACCUGCCGCGCAUGACGCGCCUCUGCUUCGCCAUCUACGCCGUCAUGGACAAGGUCAAGAAGCAGAAGUCCACCAGGAACGCUCAUGUAAAUAAGUUCCAGACCAUCAGGAAAGCAGGGAAAGUGCACUACCCUAUAGCCUGGGUCAACACCAUGGUGUUUGACUACAAGGGCCAGCUAAAGACUGGAGACAACAUCCUGCACUGCUGGUCGUCUUUUCCUGAUGAACUUGAAGAGAUGCUGAACCCCAUAGGAACCAUCCAGACCAACCCAUACACAGAGAAUGCCACAGCCCUGCAGAUAAACUUCCCAGAGUACUCCUCGCAUCCCAUCGUCUUCCCUCCCUUUGAUAAGAUACUGGAAAAAGCUGCAGAAAUCGUCGGAUCAAGUGAAUGUGCUUCCAUGGGUCGUGGAGGUAAAAAGUUCCACAUAGAACUGAAGGAGAUCAUGGAGCGCGACCCCCUCUCUCAACUCUGUGAGAACGAGAAGGACUUGAUAUGGACGCUACGCCACGACUGCCGGGAGAACUUCCCUCAGUCGCUGCCUAAGCUACUUCUCUCCGUCAAGUGGAGCAAACAUGAAGAUAUGGCCCAGCUCCAAGCGCUGCUUCAGAUUUGGCCCAAACUGUGUCCUAGAGAUGCUUUAGAGCUUCUGGACUUCAACUACCCAGACCAGUAUGUCAGAGAAUAUGCAGUGCGGUGUCUGCGUGAGAUGAGUGACGAUGAGCUUUCCCAGUACCUGCUUCAGUUAGUGCAAGUAUUGCGUUAUGAGCCGUACUACGACUGUGCCCUCACCCACUUCCUUCUGGAGCGUGCUCAAGGGAACCGUAAGAUAGGACACUUCCUCUUCUGGCACCUACGGUCAGAGAUCCACAUGCCAGCCGUCUCAGUCCAGUUUGCUCUCAUCCUGGAAGCAUACUGCAGAUGCAACAUUCCUCACAUUGAGGUUCUAAAGAAACAAGUGGAGGCUCUGAGUAAGCUAAAGUCGGUCAAUGAGCUGAUCAAGCUGGGAACCAUCAAGAACGCUCGCAGUAAGACCAAGGAGGCAAUGUUGACCAAGGAGGCCAUGAUGACCUGUCUGAGGCAGAGUGGUUAUUCUGAGACGCUGUCAGACCUGCAGUCUCCUCUGAACCCAAAUGUGUUGCUCUCUGGCAUCAACGUGGAGAAGUGUCGGUACAUGGACUCAAAGAUGAAACCACUCUGGAUUGUUUACAACAACAAACUGCUGACUGGCGACACCUUGGGAAUUAUCUUCAAGAAUGGAGAUGACCUGAGGCAAGACAUGUUGACGCUCCAGAUUUUGAAGCUAAUGGAUUUGCUAUGGAAGGAGGCUAACCUAGACCUCAGAGUCGUUCCCUACGGUUGUCUAGCGACAGGUGAUCGGGCCGGACUGAUUGAGGUCGUCUCUUCCGCCGACACGAUUGCCAACAUCCAGCUGACCAGCAGCAACGUGGCCGCAGCUGCAGCGUUCAACAAGGAUGCGUUGCUUAACUGGCUCAAAGAGAGAAACUCCGGGGACGCUCUAGACCGCGCCAUCGAGGAGUUCACGCUGUCCUGUGCAGGCUACUGUGUAGCCACAUACGUCCUGGGCAUCGGAGACCGGCACAGCGACAACAUCAUGGUCCGCAGCACUGGACAGCUCUUCCACAUAGACUUCGGCCACAUCCUGGGCAACUUCAAGUCCAAGUUUGGCAUCAAGAGGGAGCGUGUACCGUUUAUUCUUACACACGACUUCAUCCAUGUCAUACAGCAGGGCAAGACUGGAUACACGGAAAAGUUCGGCAGUUUCCGCCAGUAUUGUGAGCAGGCCUACCUGAUUUUGAGAAAAAAUGGGAACCUCUUCAUCACACUGUUUGCUCUCAUGCUGACUGCUGGACUGCCUGAGCUCACGUCAGUUAAAGACAUCCAGUACUUAAAGGAUUCUCUGGCUCUGGGUAAAACGGACGACGAGGCGCUGAAACAGUUCCGCCACAAGUUCGACGAAGCCCUGAGAGAGAGCUGGACGACCAAAGUCAACUGGAUGGCCCACAACGUGGCCAAAGACAACCGCUCGUAGAGCAGCUGGGACACAUGGACGGUGUGUGUGGGAGGAGACGGCUGUGCCAAGGGGACAGGGUCACAUCCACUUACAUUUAAAGAAGGGAAUCUAGCGGAAAAUCCCAAAAGGAGCAGAUUCUCCCCUUUAUACUGUACAUAGAGUAAACCUACUCAAACAGUUCAGCUACCCUGCACACUUGCUGUACGCCUCCUCGCCCUGCAUCUGUCUGGCUCAACCUGGGAAUCCAAAAUCAUGGUCUUGAGACAUUUCUGUGGAAUCGUGGUGGGUGACGUUGCGGGUUUUGCACAGCGGCAGGUGGAGCGCACGCCCAAAGGAAGGGAACAGCAUCCUGUGUGCCGUCUGCCUGCUCCACGGGGACGGUCCAUGUUCAGUAUGGACGAAAGCUUGAAAGGGCGCGAUUGGUUUGGCUGUGCCCCAGAACUGCUUCACAGUGGAGCCGGCAUAAGUGGUCAAUAUGGAAAACGUAGACGUGACGAGGUCUCCAUGUCUUAAACAAUGUGCCCACAGGAAGUGCGUCUUAAUGGUCUCGUUCCCGCUGCCUCAACGUGUGCCUGAAAACAGCGGGAAGAUUGUAUGUUUGUUUUUUUUUUGCCAUUUAAGAUUUUAUCAAGAGACUAUGUGCCAGACUACUUUACUAGUCCAUAGAGAAGCUGUACGCGAGGGAACCGAUGUUGCAGUAGAAGGAAAACCCAGAGACGCCAGUGAUCUGUUGAACACUGAAACUGUUUGUUUUUCUUGUUUGUUGUUUUUUUUUUUUAUAAGAAAACUUAAGUAGUCUGUUGGUUUGUUUUAUUGUUUGUUUCACCUUGAAGUGACAAUGUGUAUCAAAUCAAGAGCAUUGUUGGACAAAAUUGUAGUUAUCACUACCCCAUUCCCGCCCCAGGAGAAAUGGCUGAUGCUUUUAACACGUUAGGACCAAAACAAGAAGCAAAUGUUUAGCUAUAGUUUUGGAGGUUUUAAGGCUCGGUUUCUGAGUUGAAUGUGCGUAUGUGCCCUUUAAGUGUAUUAGUUUUUAUACGAGCAGGUGUGGAAGGAGUCGGGGCCUGUGUGGGCAGGGUUUCUCAGUCUGGACAUUACACUGCAAAGCUACAUCCUCGUUUCGACGUAUGGUGCUCCUCCAUCAUCUGCGUGUUUGAUUUGUGUGCAAUAUCCAAGUAUAUGAACAAUAUCUUAUUAUGAAAAGAAAAGAAAAAAAUCUUUGGGCCAAAGCCUGGAAUGGUUGUGUCUUUUUGUGCGCUGCAGCUGUAUUUUGCACCACUAGGCUUCACAUGUCUCUGACACUGGAUAUUGUCAAAUGUACAGGCUUUUAAUGUUUUGCUGGUUUGUUUUCAUAGGAGUUUUAUUAAAGUUAUUUUCCAUCGC
This is a messenger RNA of Betta splendens (Siamese fighting fish), 4967 nucleotides long. It is a transcript of the gene pik3cb, whose product is annotated as phosphatidylinositol-4,5-bisphosphate 3-kinase, catalytic subunit beta. Lineage: Eukaryota; Metazoa; Chordata; Actinopteri; Anabantiformes; Osphronemidae. Gene Ontology annotation, molecular function: 1-phosphatidylinositol-4-phosphate 3-kinase activity; 1-phosphatidylinositol-3-kinase activity. The transcript has 24 exons. Gene Ontology annotation, cellular component: cytoplasm; phosphatidylinositol 3-kinase complex; plasma membrane. Gene Ontology annotation, biological process: phosphatidylinositol-3-phosphate biosynthetic process; cell migration; phosphatidylinositol-mediated signaling. The record is from RefSeq and is a predicted model, not a curated record. The coding region runs from base 366 to 3602 and encodes 1078 amino acids.